AUGUCGAAAGAUUUGAAUUCUUCGUCACGCAUCAAAAUCAUCAAGCCUAAGGACUCUUACAUAAAGGGAAAUCAGGAAGUAGAUUUAACAAAGUAUGCGCUAGAGAAUGGUAAUAUUAUCUCAACAAAGGAUCGCCCCAUACCUUCUGUACCUGCCAUUAGGGGGAAGAUACCUAGUAAUGAGGAAGUGUUUCACGCCAAAACAGGAUUACCGAAUCACUCCUUUUUAAGAGAGCAUUUCGUUCAUGAAGGUCGACUUUCUAAAGAGCAAGCUAUAAAAAUUCUAAAUAUGUCGACUGUAGCAUUUGAGAAAGAACCCAAUUUACUGAAACUGAAAGCCCCAAUCACGAUUUGUGGUGAUAUUCACGGCCAGUAUUACGAUCUACUGAAACUUUUUGAAAUAGGCGGUGAUCCUGCCAAUAUUGAUUAUUUAUUCUUAGGGGACUACGUUGACAGAGGUGCGUUCUCUUUUGAAUGUUUGAUUUAUUUAUAUGCCUUGAAGUUGAAUCAUUUGGGGAGAUUUUGGAUGCUCAGAGGUAACCAUGAAUGCAGGCAUUUGACGUCAUAUUUUACUUUCAAAAAUGAGAUGCUACAUAAAUAUGAUAUGGAAGUUUACGAUGCAUGCUGCAGAUCAUUCAAUACCUUGCCGUUGGCAGCAUUAAUGAAUGGGCAGUAUUUUUGUGUACACGGUGGUAUAUCUCCAGAGUUGAAGUCGGUGGAGGAUGUCAAUAAAGUCAAUAGAUUUAGAGAAAUUCCGUCUCGCGGUCUUAUGUGUGACUUACUAUGGGCAGAUCCUGUUGAAGAAUAUGAUGACGCAAGGGAUGGUAGUGAAUUCGAUCCAAGUGAGGAUGAUUUUGUGCCCAACAGUUUAAGGGGCUGUUCCUUUGCCUUCACUUUCAAGGCAUCCUGCAAUUUUUUGAAAGCAAAUGGACUACUAUCUAUUAUUAGAGCUCAUGAAGCGCAAGAUGCAGGGUAUAGGAUGUACAAAAACAACAAGGUGACAGGAUUUCCAAGUUUGAUAACCAUGUUUAGUGCUCCAAACUAUUUAGAUACCUAUCAUAACAAAGCCGCUGUAUUGAAAUAUGAAGAAAACGUCAUGAAUAUCAGACAGUUUCACAUGUCUCCGCACCCCUAUUGGUUGCCUGAUUUCAUGGAUGUUUUCACCUGGUCACUGCCUUUUGUUGGCGAAAAGGUUACUAACAUGUUAGUAUCUAUACUGAACAUAUGUAGCGAGGAGGAGCUUGACCCAGAAUCAGAAGUGCAGGCUGUGGGUACUGGUACAAAAACUGAUUCAGACAGCACAAAGGCAACUAGCGCCGAAACUGCUGGAAAGACGUCAUCUGCAAUACUAGAAGAUGAGAGCAGAAGGAAAGCCUUGAGAAAUAAGAUAUUGGCCAUUGCUAAAGUGUCGAGAAUGUUUUCUGUGCUAAGGGAAGAAAGUGAUAAAGUUGAAUAUUUGAAAACCAUGAAUGCCGGUAUUUUACCCCGUGGUGCUUUAUCUCGUGGGUCUGAAGGCCUGAAUGAAACACUAAGCACUUUUGAAAAGGCAAGAAAGGAGGACCUUAUUAAUGAAAAACUACCACCUUCUUUAUCAGAUGUUGAACAAGAGAAGAUCAAGUAUUAUGAAAAAAUAUUAAAAAGGGCGGAAGGAAAAUGA
This is a messenger RNA of Saccharomyces kudriavzevii IFO 1802, 1656 nucleotides long. RefSeq names its product calcineurin catalytic subunit A (gene CNA1). The record is from RefSeq and is a predicted model, not a curated record. Gene Ontology annotation, molecular function: calmodulin binding; calmodulin-dependent protein phosphatase activity. Bases 1 to 1656 code for a protein of 551 amino acids. The transcript has a single exon. Gene Ontology annotation, cellular component: calcineurin complex; cytoplasm. Gene Ontology annotation, biological process: calcineurin-mediated signaling; fungal-type cell wall organization. NCBI's taxonomy places the organism in Eukaryota, Fungi, Ascomycota, Saccharomycetes, Saccharomycetales, Saccharomycetaceae.